Messenger RNA from Metopolophium dirhodum (rose-grain aphid), 1421 nucleotides. RefSeq lists its product as uncharacterized. The transcript has 5 exons. The record is from RefSeq and is a predicted model, not a curated record. Lineage: Eukaryota; Metazoa; Arthropoda; Insecta; Hemiptera; Aphididae. Gene Ontology annotation, cellular component: membrane; axon; dendrite. Gene Ontology annotation, biological process: sensory perception of taste. The coding region runs from base 57 to 1193 and encodes 378 amino acids.
CAAAUUUAAACAAGACCCCGCGACGUUUUCAGUUUUCAGUGUUCGGCGGCACAGGCAUGAACGGUCACACCGUGUUGCUGUUCACCAUCAUCGCUGUACAACUGUACUUGGCGUUCGACGAGGUCCGGUCAAUGUGGUUCGAGGACAACGGGACCAAUCAUUUGCAUACGCUGUCGACGAACAUGAUCGGCGCGAUCAGCAUUUUUCUGACGGCCCUGUGCAGCGUCCGACUGCGACACGUCCAGCAUUCGCUGAGCCGCGUGGAACGAUCACUGCACGUCAAAGACAACCACAACCUCGGUCAACUCGAUAACGUUGUCGCGGUCGGCCACUGGUCAAUCGAAUACCGUACCCGCAGUUGGCUAGCUCUGGCCAUCGUCGUGUUCGGUUAUCUCAAGUACGGUCUACUGAUGGAGUACUUCCGGAAGUCCACGUACGUGUCGGCUGUCGUGGCGUUGCUCAGCACGAUAUCGUUAGCCGGCAACUAUUACGUGACGCUCAUGUUUGUGGAUCACGUGUUUUUCGCCAAAAGAGUGUUGUACAAGCUGAAUGUCCAGAUAAUAGAUGCACUCGGCUCGGUUUCGGCAUCGUUUCUAUCGGGAUUCUCCGUGUCUACAGCACGACUCGCGUACCUGGACAUAUGCGACGUUUGCACAACGCUGACGAGAGCGUUCCAAACGCAAUUGUUCAUCAACAUCGUGGGCAACGUGUUUGGCAUCACGUUCAUGAUGCUCUCCGCGUUUAACACUCUCAUGUCCGACGGCGCGAACACCAUCCGAAUCACGCUGUACUUUCUUUACGAAUCUCUGAUACGCACGCUGCAGAUGUACUUCAUCAUUGACGCUUGCCAUGCGACCGUCGAACAGGCGAAUUCCAUUAGUAUCACAUUUCAAAAGAAAAUUAACGAAUAUCAUCAAGUAAACCUCACAAAAAGAAAGGUACAACUAUUCAUUUUGGAGAUGUUGGAUCAUAAAAUAGAGUUUGUUAUUUAUGGUUUUAUUUGCUUGGACUUUGAAAUGUUUGUAUCGAUAAUAGGUACCAUAGCUACGUAUUUUUUGAUUUUGGUACAAUUAGGAUCUUCACCUGAUGUCUUGGUAAAUUCGUUGAACAUCACAACAACAACAACAACAAUAACAAGAACAACAACACCCGGUGCAUUCAGUACAAAAUCAAACUACACUACUCUCACUUAAAAUUUAAAUAAACCAAUACAAUAUCAAGAUCAAUAUAUUUUAAAUUUUAGAACAUAAUAUGUUAGUUAUUUUGAAAACUUAAUGACAUAUUAUAAUUUAUAAUUACAAAAUAAGGCAUGCAUAUUAAUCACGAUAGACACUGGGUUGGUUGUCUUUAAAAAAAUAAAAAUACCGAGGGUAUACCAUACUUCUACUUAGGUAUAAUUAAGCACACAUUUGUUACUAUUG